GUCGUCCUUGGCCAAUUUGCAGGAUGGCAAGUACUGCAGGUGCGGCCGCGGCAGAAGUGACGACCUCCCUGAAGGUGGACGUAUGUGGAAGCCAGGAGUCCCUUGACCACGACAGCGGCAAGUUUUACACGGAAUACAAGUUGCGGUGCACGUUGAAAGGGGUGGACGGUCGGACACGGAGCUGGGAGACGCUUCGGCGAUAUCGGGAAUUCUGCGCCAUCGACAUCUUGCUCCGCGAGAAGUACCCGCACUUGGCCAGCUCGUUCCCAUCCCUACCUAGCAAGAAGUACUUGGGCUCGUCCUUGUCCAGCGAUUUUGUCGACAGACGACAACGUCACCUCGGCGUGUACAUCGAUUCGCUGCUGUCGUUGUAUCCUCAGAUUGUGCAAGACGAGAUAGUCGACGAGUUCAUCGAAGUGUCAUGUCAUUGAGUUCUACUUGUCCUAAGCCAAAAAUGUCAAUGCAAAUCGUAUUGCAUUCCACCA
Aphanomyces astaci is the source of this 485-nucleotide messenger RNA. RefSeq lists its product as hypothetical. The record is from RefSeq and is a predicted model, not a curated record. Gene Ontology annotation, cellular component: intracellular membrane-bounded organelle. Bases 24 to 431 code for a protein of 135 amino acids. Gene Ontology annotation, molecular function: phosphatidylinositol binding. The transcript has 5 exons. Lineage: Eukaryota; Oomycota; Saprolegniomycetes; Saprolegniales; Verrucalvaceae.